AGAGAGACAGGACAGGAGAAAGGAAGGAAGUCCCGCACCAGGAACUGCGGAAGCCGGAGUGCAGUGCCGGCAGGAGCUCAGCACAAGAGUCGGUGUUGACGGGGAGAUACACGGCGCCGGGUCAAGUGGGUGACAGCUGCUGCAGACACACACAGAGGGAGAUUGGAAGAGAGUUUGUGUGUUUGCUCAACAAGUCUGCAUGGAUAGAGUACGUGUGGGGGUGAUCGGUGCAGGCGUGGUGGGCCUGUCCACUGCCCUGUGCGUGGCCGAAACGCUCCCCAACUGCUCCGUCACCGUGAUCGCAGAGAAGUUCUCCCCGCACACCACCAGCGACGUGGCUGCGGGAAUCCUCAGCCCUCACCUCAACACAGUGACGCCGCUGGAAAGUCUGAGGCGCUGGUUUGCGGAGACGUUUGCCCACGUCUACUCCAUUGCACGGUCGACCGAGGCUCCCGAUGCUGGAGUACAGAUCUUGUCUGGAUGGGAGAUCUUCAAGCAGCCGCCUGAGGAAAGGAUCCCGUUUUGGUCGGACAUUGUGCUGGCCUUUCAUGUAAUGAGUGAUUCUGAGUUGAAGCGGUUUCCAGAGACCACCUUUGGAUGGAUGUACACCACCUUGCUGUGUGAAUGCCUCCUGUACCUGCCUUGGCUGGAGAAACGGCUGAAGGAGGCGGGAGUGCAGAUGGAGUCGGGGAAGGUGACGGACCUGUGGGAGCUGGAGGGGAAGUACGAGGUGGUGGUGAACUGCGCUGGUCUGGGCGCGGGGCCACUGGCGGGCGACCCGCUCCUGUACCCGGUGAGGGGGCAGGUCCACAAGGUCCACGCCCCCUGGUUGAAGCACUUUGUCCGCCGCGGAGACGGCAGCGCCUACAUCUACCCGGGCGUGACGGGCGUGACUCUGGGCGGGACCAGGCAGGCGGGCGACUGGAGGCUGGACCCCGACGCGGGGGACGAGCGCUCCAUCCUGGCCAGCUGCGGCGUGUACGAGCCCGGCCUGGCCCGCUGCCGGCGGCUGGGCAACGCUGGCGUGGGGCUGAGACCCACCCGCCGGGCGCUCAGGCUGGACGGGGAGAGGCUGGAGCGGGGGGGCCGCUCUAUGCGGGUGGUCCACAACUACGGCCACGGUGGGGUGGGGGUCUCCCUGCACUGGGGGAUGGCCAGGGAAGCUGCCCGUCUAGUGAAGGAGGCCGUGGCCCAGAUUAGACUCCAACCCACCCAUACAACGUCCAAACUGUGACACCCCCUCCCAACAAUAGACCACAACACUCAGUCCCCACGGCCCACAAGCUUAACCCUGUCCCACAUGGUCGCACUCGGUGGAGGUUUAGUAGAG
Messenger RNA from Leucoraja erinaceus (little skate), 1330 nucleotides. It is a transcript of the gene ddo, whose product is annotated as D-aspartate oxidase. The record is from RefSeq and is a predicted model, not a curated record. NCBI's taxonomy places the organism in Eukaryota, Metazoa, Chordata, Chondrichthyes, Rajiformes, Rajidae. Gene Ontology annotation, molecular function: D-amino-acid oxidase activity; FAD binding. The transcript has 5 exons. The coding region runs from base 200 to 1234 and encodes 344 amino acids.